AUGCACAAGCCGGGCAACGCCGUCGUCGGGUUCGGGUACCGGCGAGCCGAGGCCGACGGGCUCAAGAAGCACAAGUGGCGCCAUGGCAUGAGCAGCCGCGUGGUGUUCGACGACGAUUUCGGCGAGGUGGUGGACACGGAGGACGCCAAGGACGAGCUCCGGCUCCGGGCCGACGCCGAGUACGGCAACGAGUACACGCGGUCGCUGGCCGAGAAGGCGUAUGCGACCUGCGCGCGGGCCGUCACGGGCGCCAUCUACGCGCACGCAGGGCGGGAGCGGGCCAAGGCCUUCAUCGGAGCGCACGUGCUCUCGCGCACGCUCGACCUCUCCAAGCUCUUCGCCUUCAAGAAGCCGACGCGCGAGCUGUCGCUGCUCUGCGCGCGCGAGGACUUCGAGCCGCCCGUCGCCCGCCUGCUGUCCGAGACGGGCCGCCUGUCGCGCACCCCCGUCUACGUCGUCGGCAUCUUCUCGGGCAAGGACAAGCUCGGCGAGGCCGCCGGCUCCAGCCUCGAGUACGCCCGCACGGGCGCCGCCAUGAACGCCCUCAAGAGCUGGUACCUCUACAGCCCCGGCGAGGGCGUGCGCGUGCCCUCCGACAUGCUCAACGAGGACGCCGCCCCCUGGGAGCCCGCCUACAUCGAUAUGGGCGAGAUUAUCGGACACUAA
Chaetomium globosum CBS 148.51 is the source of this 666-nucleotide messenger RNA. RefSeq lists its product as uncharacterized. The record is from RefSeq and is a predicted model, not a curated record. The coding region runs from base 1 to 666 and encodes 221 amino acids. Gene Ontology annotation, biological process: rRNA processing; regulation of gene expression; primary miRNA processing. Gene Ontology annotation, cellular component: nucleus. Gene Ontology annotation, molecular function: double-stranded RNA binding; ribonuclease III activity. The transcript has a single exon. NCBI's taxonomy places the organism in Eukaryota, Fungi, Ascomycota, Sordariomycetes, Sordariales, Chaetomiaceae.